AAUCCCUGACGAAGUUUGUCAUCUUCUCUCCAUCGUCCACAAUGUCUGCAAAAAAUGGAAUCGUAGAGCAGCGUGCCUUCGACGCGAUCGAUAGAUUAUCUGUGCCUCAGAUUGAUUUGGACGUGUCAGAUGAUGAUCUGGUUCAAUUUGUAACUCCGCCUGGCUUUAUUGAUCUGACUCAAGAAGAAGAACAGCCCCGCAGUAGCUGCGUCGUGGUCAGACGAAACGGACGUGCUUCUAAUUCUAGCAGUGAGGGACAAAGCCAGAGACCCGGACCCAGCAGCAGAGUUCUUGGGAAGCGGAGAAAGACUGAUGAUUCAAGCCCCGCAUUAUAUGACUCCGACAACGAUGAAUUGGAUCAAUCUGUAGACCAUCGCGCUAUUAUUGAUCUGACUCAAGAGGAACAGCUUCCGAGCUGCAGUGGUGUAGUUAGUCGUAGUGUGACGCCGAGCCAAACCUCCAGCCCUGGUGGUGAGCCUUCAAGAAAGAGGCGAAACAUUGAUGGUUAUAGCCCUGCUAGCACUCCUGGAAUCGAACUGAUUGAUGUUGUGAAUGUUAGAAGCACAGAUGACGUGGCUAAUUGGACUGCUUCACAGUUGAAUGCCUGGGAAAGCGGGUCUUGGGGGAGCGACCACGGAAGCGGCCACUAUGAUGAGGCGUCGGUGAGAGGGCGUCAAACGCCAUAUCCUUUUCACCAGCCAACGGCAGAUGCGGACGAAGAUGAAUCACAAAUAGUGCCGGAGCCAGAACCAGAGCCAGAGCCAGAACCAGAGCCAGAACCAGAGCCAGAGCCAGAGCCAGCGAGUGAUGAUGAUGAUGAUGAUAAUGUUGAUAAUGAUGAAAUGCUACACAAUUUAAUUUGUAACAGUUUAGAAACAUUCCAGAUUGGGUUGCGUAACAGAUUGGAACAGUUUAUCGAGGAGGUUUAUAGCCGUAUUGAUGUACAGAUUCGUCAUAUAAGCGACGGUUUACAGCGUCAGAAUCUGGUGUUAGAGAAUCGUGAUUAUAAUAUGCAUGCAGACAGCACUGAAAAUUUUGUACGGGUCUUUAACAUUUUAAACGAAGACCAUCAAGAGCGAAGGGUUAUGGUUCAUCUUCUAAGUAUCUUGUGUGACAGGUUGCAUUCAGACUAGAUAACAUGAUUAUCGAUUUUUUUAUCUGACAAUACGUCCAUUUGUGCUUUUUUUUUUUUUUUUUUUUUUUUUUUUCAUGUAUUAAACUUUGAGUGUGGUUGUUUUUUCUUUACCUAUCAUGUUAUGAUUUUACAUUCUUUGAAUCAUUGUUUAUACAUUAUACUCUACAAUAUUUCACAAUUUUGCUGUCAAUAUUACUUUUGAUCCAAAAAUGGAAGAGUCAAAAUGUUUUUGUGUAGACGAUACAGACGAUUGUCAAUCAGACCAAUCUCUCGCGCACAUGUUGCAGGCUGUGCUUGAAAAACAAAUUGAGAAACCCAAUUACAUAUCCA
Pimephales promelas (fathead minnow) is the source of this 1465-nucleotide messenger RNA. The record is from RefSeq and is a predicted model, not a curated record. Lineage: Eukaryota; Metazoa; Chordata; Actinopteri; Cypriniformes; Leuciscidae.